Molecule: messenger RNA, 2034 nt
Organism: Saitoella complicata NRRL Y-17804
Lineage: Eukaryota; Fungi; Ascomycota; Saitoellomycetes; Saitoellales; Saitoellaceae
Product: biotin-protein ligase
Exons: 2
Coding region: 1-2034 (677 amino acids)
Biological process (GO): protein modification process
Cellular component (GO): cytoplasm
Molecular function (GO): biotin--[biotin carboxyl-carrier protein] ligase activity
Source: RefSeq, a predicted model, not a curated record
AUGAACGUCCUCGUCUAUACAGGCCCCGGCACCUCCCGCACCUCAAUCCGCCACACCUUCGCAACCCUCCGCCCCCUCCUAACCCCCCAUUACGCCCUUAUCCCCAUCGAAUCCUCCGCCCUCCUCUCCGAACCCUGGCAAUCCACAACUUCUCUCCUCAUUAUCCCUGGCGGCCGCGACAUUCCCUACUGUAACGCGCUCAACGGAGAUGGAAAUCGAAUGAUUGCGGAGUGGGUUAGGAAGGGAGGACGAUAUUUAGGGUUUUGUGCCGGUGGAUAUUUUGGGAGUGGGAGGGUUGAGUUUGAGGAGGGGGUGCAGGGCAUGGAGGUUGUUGGAUCAAGGGAGUUGAAGUUCUUUCCUGGGACGUGUCGUGGUACAGCGUUCGAAGGGUUCGUUUACAACACAGAAGCCGGCGCGCGAGGCUCAAAACUGAGCAUCAACACUGAAGCGAUGGGUAAAGAUGUUCCGGAGUCUUUUACGACAUACUACAACGGCGGCGGCCUCUUUGUCGACGCCGACAACUACUCCUCCCGCGGCAUCCGCGUCCUCUCGCGCUACGCCGACAAACCCAAAGUCCCUGGCGGCGAUGCAUCCGUGGUGUAUUGUCCCGUUGGUAAAGGUGCUGCGGUGCUGUUUGGUACGCACCCCGAAUACUCCCCUGCUCAUCUUAACCCACAAGAUGGUGAUGGACCAGAAUAUGCGGAACUCAUUGCCUUGCUCAGCAAACCUGAGGAAAACGGUGCUCGGGUUGCAUUCAUGAGAGCGGUGUUAAACAUGCUGGAGUUGAAGAUUGUGCCGGCGGUUGAGGGGUUGACCAGCGUUCCCAGUUUGACACCGUUGAUGUUGUCGAGUGUCGAUAAUGGGGAGGGGGUCCGCGACGUUCUUGACCGGCUACGCUCCAGUGGUACGGAUACAGAGGACGGGUUCCGGUUGGAGGAGAGCAACGAUACCUUUCUCUUCCGCAAACCCAUGACUGAGGGGGUGGAUAUGUCCUCACUAUCAACAUACCUCCCCUCCGCUCCCACGGACGACUUAAACUCUGUCAUCAAGUUGGUGGAUGUCUAUGGCUCGGAACCGCCGGCGGCGAAGACGACCCCGUUCUUCGACCACGCCGCGUACUACAACGCACUCCUCCGCGCACGCUCAACCUCCUCAAACGGAAACCACACAUUGGGCUCACCGUUGAUGUACAGCGAGAUCGUAACCUCCUCCCAAACUCUCCUCGAUAAGAACUUCAACUUCCUCACCAAGUUACCAGCGGGAUUCACCAUCCUCGCAACCCACCAAAUUGCCGGUCGGGGUCGUGGGAAUAAUGCAUGGGUCUCUCCUCCAGGUGUCUUGGCUUUCUCGACAAUCUUGCGACACCCGCGACGACUUCUGGAAUCCGCGCCCGUGGUGUUCGUCCAGUACCUCGUAUCCCUCUCUAUCGUGGAGGCGAUAAGGCAGGAUGGGUACGAGGAGUUGGAUGUGAGGAUCAAGUGGCCUAACGACAUUUACGCCAAAAACCCCACCCCCGGAGAAGGAGCGGAUAAAGAUAAGGGUUAUGUCAAGAUUGGUGGGAUUUUGGUGAAUUCGAGUUUUGAGAACGAUGAUUUUGUCUUGGUCGUUGGGUGUGGGAUUAAUACCACCAACUCUGCCCCCACUACAUCCCUUAACCACGUCCUCGAAGCGCACAACACCGAGCGCAGAAGAGCAGGAAGAGGGACCCUACCGCCGAUCAGGAUGGAAAAGCUUUUGGCUAGGAUCAUGGUAAAACUCGAAGACAUGUACACAAUCUUCGCCUACUCCACCCGCGGCUUCCGCGCUUUCGAAUCCCUCUACUACGACCGCUGGCUCCACACCGACCAACUCGUGCGUCUCGAGAUGGAAUCGGAUGCGCGGGCGCGCAUUGUUGGGAUAACGAUGGAUCAUGGGUUGUUGGAGGUUGAGGAGGUUGAUGCACAGGGACGGGGGAUGAGGGGGAGGAGGUGGCAUUUGCAGGCUGAUGGGAAUAGUUUUGAUAUGUUUAAGGGGUUGUUGAAGAGGAAGGCGUGA